GCCCGACCUGUCAUAGCGAGGGAUUGUUAGACUGCUGCUCAUGGCUUAUUUCAAACCAACCGAGUUUCGAAAAUGAUUAAUGAUCCUUUAGUUUGGAUGCUAAUUCAGAAUUGAACAUAGGUUUAUAUGUAUACAUAUACGCGCUAAUAUAUACAUCUUACAUCAAAAAUUAACACGAUCCUAAUAUAUAUCUCUAGGUUACGAGUUGAUAUGCAUAAUUGAGAAUUUCAUCGAACAUUUCACGUAUACUCGUUUUUAUCAGAUUGAAACAAAGUACGGAAACAGAAGUCGUUGUGACUUUGAUGAAAUCAAUUUGUCAAAUGAAGAAAAAUAGGAUUGGAAUUGGGAAGUCUUUUUAUCCUCCUAUUUAUAUAGGGGUUAAACUACGAGGCAGACGCUAAAUAUCGAUCGAAGAUUAUAGACCGAGUGGAAAUGUGUGCGUUGAAGGUGGUGUCAGGAGUCAAAGCAGUGGCAAGUGGCAAAUGCAAGAUUGUGUUACGGACGUGUCUAUGUGGAUAUCAACGACCGUUGUUUCCGAAAAUGGUAAAUGGAUAUGGGAGAAUAACAAUGGACAAAGUAGAACUACCAAUAUUGGAAAUCCAAGAUAUCAAAUACACGAGAAUACCGACGAUUUCGAGAACUUCGAUACGGGUGGCCCAUUCGUGGGAUUCAGGCCAGAGAACAUAGGAUCCAGACCACAGCAGCAUUCAGGCUCCUAUGGUCAUGGAAAUAGGCCGUUCGUGACGACUUAUCCGAAUAACAACGGAGUCUUGGUAGGACCUGGUGGACCGACAGGAAUUAUUGGAAGGCCACAUCCACCGAGCGGAUCGAUCAUCGAUUACGACGAUAAUUUAGAUUCUGGACAUGUACCCUUCCAAUAUCCAAAAGGGACACGUUAUCGCGAAUACGAUACCUGCAAAUGUAGAUACAGUUUUAACUGUCCAUCGGUUGGAUUAAAAUUCGGUGCUUGUGCAGAUGGCAAACGAUAUUGUUGUUUCAACAGUAAAAGAUAUCCAACGUUAAUAUCAGGUGAUCCACGUGACAGACAUUGAUCGUUUAACCACGUAUGUACGUACGCAUUAUUCUCGAAUUAGUCACGACGAAAAAAUAGAUGCAACGUUCUACUAUCAUGGAUUAGUUGACAUUAAGUUGAUGAUGGAUGUGAAAAGAUUUAUCGUGUUUCUUACUCGUAAAUAUCUAUUUAUAAAGAUGGAAAAAAGAUAUAUAUGUAUAUAUAUAUAUAUAUAUUAUUUUUUCUCUCUAGUCUUUGUAAAUAAACAUUCAUGAGCAAAAAAUACAAUGUAAAUUAAUAUAGAUCCUACAUAGUCGCUACAUAGAAUGUCAAUGAGAAUUCUCGCGAAUAAAUUCUAAUCGCAUCGAA
Molecule: messenger RNA, 1381 nt
Organism: Vespula pensylvanica (western yellowjacket)
Lineage: Eukaryota; Metazoa; Arthropoda; Insecta; Hymenoptera; Vespidae
Exons: 7
Coding region: 483-1052 (189 amino acids)
Source: RefSeq, a predicted model, not a curated record